AUGAGCGGAUCUCCUCGUGGACCUACCACGACAAAUGCCAUCAACCGCGCAAGCGCAUCGCCUUCGAUCGCCAGUCUUGUUGAUCCACCUGUACCGAAUAUUAUUUCGCCUGUUCCAUCUCAUACUUCUUUUGUUCAGAGCACACAAUCCCAGCCGCCUUCUCAUUCUCAACCGCGUAUUCAUAAGGAAUCCAGCUCGAUGCCGGAGUCCCCUAGUCCUUUCCGCAAAGAUUUUAUACCUCCCCCUGCACCAAAGCUACCCACAACUGAAGCCAAGGAGGGUAAGGAGACAAAAGAGGCUAAGAAGCCUACGUCAACCCUUGCACAUGCAAUUACCUCCAAAAUUGAGAUUCGUCCGACGUCUAUCACUACGAUUGGUGCGGCCGGUACGAAGAAGACAUCACCUAAAAACCACAGCACCACAUCGUCGUCACCUCGCAUCAGCGCCAUCAAGGAUACGCUCGCUCCCCCUCUUCCAAGCGGACCUGAGCGUUCUAUCCUGGAUUUCGGUAAAGCGGAACCCGGAUCUGAGUUUAAUGCUCCAUCGAUUAUCCUUAAUAUCCCUCUCAACGGAGAAACAAAUAAGUACAUCAACUUCAUGCGAAUGGCCGAGGAUCAGUAUGGCUGGGAAGCCCUUCAUCCGCGCCAGGCUGAACUUAAAGCACGCAAGGCCCGCAUUGCCGCCGCAUCUGCCGCAUUAGCCCAGAAUGAUUCCAGUCGUGAGGGGGAUGAGAUGUCAGUUGACGAAUCAGAGAAUGAGGACUCGAAUGUCGAAAUGGGUGGUACAAGCGGACCCGACAAGGCUGCCGACGACAAGCCCGCGAAGAAGAAGAGGCAUUUCAAAGAGGACGAAUACGAUAAGGACGAUGACUUUGUCGAUGAUUCGGAAAUGCUCUGGGAGGAGCAGGCAGCGGCUAGCAGGGACGGCUUCUUCGUCUACUCCGGUCCCUUGAUACCGGAGGUUGAGAAGCCUGAAUCUGGACGGGUCAACCUAAACGAGGACGUGGAUCACGAGGUGGUCGUGGCGGCACUCGUACGGCAACUACAGGCGCAGGACGAGGUCGCGGAGGAGGCCCCGGGUCCCGAGGAGGCGCAGUGA
Daldinia childiae is the source of this 1098-nucleotide messenger RNA. RefSeq names its product Histone promoter control protein 2. The record is from RefSeq and is a predicted model, not a curated record. The coding region runs from base 1 to 1098 and encodes 365 amino acids. NCBI's taxonomy places the organism in Eukaryota, Fungi, Ascomycota, Sordariomycetes, Xylariales, Hypoxylaceae. The transcript is spliced from 2 exons.